GGGCGGGGACAAAGCCUCUGGAGCGUGUUGCGGCCUCUUCCGAAAGCACAGAGGCAGAGCGGCAUGGACGUGAGCGGAGGGCUGGAGGACGUGCCCGUGUUUGCGGGGCCGCAGUUCGAGGGCGCCCCGGCUUUUCAGUAUAGCCCAGAUCACGUGGCUGGAAAAGGAGGCAGACCAGACCCCUCUGAGAUUUCCUUUCCUGGCUGUAGCUGUCAUUCUGCUUCCUGCGUGGCUUCCAGUUGUUCAUGCCUUCGCUAUGGGGAAAACUAUAACAGCUUGUGUAUAAAAAGUGAAAAAAAUGGACUGAAUUUCUGCAAACCUAUUUUUGAAUGCAACACUAUGUGCCAGUGUGGAGAGCUGUGUCAAAACAGGGUAAUUCAGAGAGGCUUACAAUUCAGACUUGAAGUCUUUAAGACAGCUAAAAAAGGAUGGGGUCUUCGCACACUGGAAUUUAUCCCCAAAGGAAGGUUUGUGUGUGAAUACGCUGGGGAAAUUCUGGGCUUUAAAGAAGCAUGUCGAAGGAUACAGCUGCAGACCCCAAGCGAUGCAAAUUAUAUUAUAGCAGUAAAGGAACACUUGUCCAAUGGGCACAUCAUGGAGACGUUUGUGGAUCCCACUCACAUUGGUAAUGUUGGAAGAUUCCUUAACCACUCUUGUGAGCCAAACCUCUUUAUGGUCCCUGUCCGAAUAGACUCCAUGGUGCCUAAACUGGCACUUUUUGCUGACCGUGAUAUUUGUGCAGAGGAAGAACUUACAUAUGAUUAUUCUGGAAGAUACCGUAAUUACUUGCCUGUCAAAGAUCAGGACAAUCUUCCAGAAGGGGAAGCAUCUAAAAAGCUCUGCUACUGUGGGACCAAAUUGUGUACAGGUUUCUUGCCUUUUGAUAAUUCUUUAUUCUGCAGCAGUGAUGUAAGAAGCCAUAAUGAGGAAACUUUGUAGAAACACAAGCUGUAGUACUUGAUCGGUUUAAGUGUUUGCAACUUUGAUCUGUCUCUGUUGAGUGGGAAGGGAGGGAGAUAAAUGAGUGGCAGUGACAAAAAGGUUGGGCUUCUGGACUUUUGAAUCUGGACAGGUUUUCCACUGGUUUCAGUGUACAUUCAAUGUGGAGUCUUUGAUAGAUGAGAUAUUUGACCUGUGACUCAGAAAAAACUGCUCAGCUCCAUUUUAAAAAUGGUUCUGGCAUUCAGUACAUUGAGAGAAGAUACUACAGAUAGAUCCUUUUUAUCCAUUUCUAAAUUGCUGUGCUUAUUUAAAUGGUUGGAUGUGCCCUUUCAUUGACUCAUUCAUGUGACUCCUCUACCAAAUCUACAGUUGUGAUAUCUGACUGCUCAAGGCAAAUGCAAGACCCGAUACCCGUGUUCCAGAAGCACUUUACUUCUCUUGCCUCUGUCGGUGAGAAUUAUACAAGAGUGGUUUGUCUAAUUGAUAGUCCUAAGGCAGUGGUUCUCAACCUGUGGGUCCCCAGAUAUUUUGGCUUUCAACUUCCAGAAAUCCUAACAGCUGGUAAACUGGCUGGGAUUUCUGAGAGUUGUAGGUCAAAACACCUGGGGACCCACAGGUUGAGAACCACUGACCUAAAGGAAUCAGGCAGAAUUCCUCUGUGUCUUGUCUUGGCCCUUUCCCGCCUUCAGUUGUAUGGCAUGUGGGGUUUGUUGAGGAUCUCUUCCAUCAAGCUUAUCUCUCUCCCUCAUGUCCUCUUUAUCAUGCUAUUUCCUUGAAUUAUAUGCAGUUAGGAUGCCAUUUUUCCCAGUAUGGAAAAGUUGGGCAUCAGUGCCCUAAAACUGGUGCUAAAUGGCUGGAAUGGGGUUGGACUGGAUGGCCCUUGUGAUUUUUUCCAACUAUGAUUCUAAGUACAUUGGAGUAUGUUAUUGUUUUUCCAGUUAUAUCUCACCCAAUCAUCUUCAAUACCCUCUAAGCCAGCCAUCAUCAAACUGUGGCUCUCCAGCUGUUUUGGCCUCCAACUCCCAGAAGCCCUAGCCAUCUUGUUCAAUUGUCAGGAAUUUUGGGAGUUGUAUGCUCAAACAGCUGGAUGGCCGCAGUUUGAGGAUGCCUGCUCUGAGCAGUGAAGUGAAGUAGUAUUGUUGCUAUGUGUAAAGAUCUGAAACAUAAAGGAGCUAUUUUUAGAAAGUGAAAUAUUCACUCCCUCUUCUCCUUUUAUCUAUGUAUGUGAAACCUCAUUUCUGUCACUGUUACGAUCUGCCAUCAAUAAAAACAAGAAAGGAA
Messenger RNA from Anolis sagrei ordinatus, 2223 nucleotides. RefSeq names its product histone-lysine N-methyltransferase SETMAR. Gene Ontology annotation, cellular component: nucleus. Gene Ontology annotation, molecular function: histone methyltransferase activity; zinc ion binding; protein binding. NCBI's taxonomy places the organism in Eukaryota, Metazoa, Chordata, Lepidosauria, Squamata, Anolidae. The record is from RefSeq and is a predicted model, not a curated record.